Molecule: messenger RNA, 2178 nt
Organism: Mycena citricolor
Lineage: Eukaryota; Fungi; Basidiomycota; Agaricomycetes; Agaricales; Mycenaceae
Source: the annotation of a GenBank genome assembly
GCCAUGCAUUCUACACCAAGAUAAAACUUGCGUACCCUUGAAGAACACAUCGACGGGAAAGAGUUCCUCCCCAUAAUCACAAAGGAAUCGUUCAUGAACACAUCGGUAGUCGGGUUUAGAGGAUGGGCAACGGCAGACGAUCACCUGGGUGCCACCAAUAAGUGAACGUUGAAGGUGAUACCAAACCGAGGUCUGGAGAGUCUUAGCACAGAGAUAGCGGGCCAUUGCAUAUGAUGCGUACCUUCGAACUUUUAGUGGAAAUUUCCCACCCAUUGACGACAAAUAGCUCAGAUCCAAUCUGGUAGAACGCGCCGCCUUCUUCUUGAAUGUGCGCACAGAAAGCCCCGUACCCGUCUUCAGCAUCGAUCCCAGCUCCUGCAGCUCCUUCUUCGAGGGCAGUUCCAGUCACACCAGCCUCUAUAUCCGCAAAGUCAACCGUCUCUAUCAUCGUUUCUGGCGUCCCCAUUUCAAAAGGCAAUCCAGCCGACUCUUUUGUCCAUGCCGGUUCAUCGAGGACCUCGAGAUUCAGGGCCGGAAUGGGCUUAACAGCCCUCGGGAGUCGUUUAGUCUGUUCCCGACGUCGUUUUCGUGUGGGAGUGAUCGUUGGAAGCGCAUAGGCCACAGUACUUGGGGUGGAAAGACCAAUGCGCUGUGUGGGCGACGGAGGGGGAGUUUCGAGCAAGAUCUGCGAGUUAUAAUCGUUGUCCGAGUUCAUGAUAGGUCUCUUUCUCCCUCAUGGGUCCUGAACGGAACCAGCCCCUGCUCCCCAAUGCCCGCUUUUGUGCAAUAUGCCCAUCUUUGGCAACCUGCCACCACCUUCCUUCUAACUUUCCGGCUCUAGGCACAAUAUUCACAUCUGGGGCGCCGCUCCCUGACGUCUACCAACAAUACCUCCCUCUCGAUUCGCCGUCACGUUCGAUUCACUAUCAGCUAACUCCUCAGCGUGAUAACACUCCUCCGUCACCCACCCCUUCCCAGUCUACUACGGCCUCCUCCACUCCGGUGCCCGAGGAAGUGCCCAAGAAAGUGCGCAUCCGAGUCACCAAGGACAACGCAGUGUUUGGCGAUGUCGAGGGAGCAAUGCGUGGAUCUCGUGCCUUCAGUUUCCCUCGCGCCAGGGAACUUCGAGCGCCACAAGAAGAGCAGAAGAAAUCUUCUCAACGUUUCUUGCGCGAGAUUCAAGACAUCAUCGAUAGGUGUGAACGCCUUUCCCUCGAAACUGGGUGCUGGCUUCAAUUAAGUGCCCAACACCUCUUUGCCAGCGGCGGCUUCCUUCACUACACGUCCCCUCGUUUGCGCAAGGAAGCUAAGCCCGAAGUGGAGAAGAUCACGACCGACUUGAAUCGGCUUUAUCUCAAACUCAUUGCGGCGCGGCACCAAGACACAAGGGCCAUGCAGGAGAAACUUCAACAAGCUGAGCAGAGUCAGAAGCUUGCUGAAAGCUCGCUUGCCACUGUUCAGCAAGCUGAGGCAGAAGCUCGCGAUCGCGCUCAAUUGGCUGAGUUGCGGCUGGAGGCUCAACGAAAGGAGCUUGACAUUCUGCGCAAGCAGAUGGAGCGUACUCGAAAAUAGAUCAUUUGUACCCGUAGCUCAGAGAAUUACAGUCACUGAAUUACAUUUUUGAGCCCGUCUCCUUGCGCUCGUAAAGUCCAGCGGUCGAUAUCACCCACCCAAUUCCGGCAGUGAGGCGCAACUGCCAUGUCGAAGGAAGGUUCUGGCCGCCAACCCUUGCAGUGAAGCGGCAGUCAAAGACAACCGCUAAAGAAGUCAAUUGCACAGCGUACAGCGGUCAUGUUUGACUGCGGGAGUGGGCCUCUCAUAGGCAGAUUAGUCUGACUGCGGAAAUGGGUGAUGGCAAUCGAACAUUACUGUGCAGAGCAUGGCGGUUAUUCUUGACUGCAGGAAUGAGAGGUGGAACAGCAGUCAACAUACACCGCCAGGUAUUGGCGGUCGAGAUCAACUGCACGACAUUCAGCGGGCUCGGCGGUUCUCGGCAAUUGUGAGUCUUGAGCAGUUAUAAUUCACUGCCGAUGGUAUCGAUGAUUCGGCAGGCGGAUUUCACUGCGAUACACGUCGUAGCCUCGCAGUCAGAUCCAGCUGCCUUGGCGCUGACUAUCCGGUAGUACAAUCUGGUGGUGGUGUGACGGCAGUCGGACGCAGCUGCGAGAUGGCGGCGGU